AUGGUCCAGAACAACAACAGCAGCAGCAGCAGCGACGGCGGAGGAGAAGUUGUUAUUAGCCUCGACUGUUCUUCACUUCCGCGUGUUUAUCCAAUAGGAGUGGCCGCCUACAUGGGACAGCUAAUCAGUAGAAAAACAAAAUUACUGGAAGAAUACCAGAAGUUGUUGUGUAAAUAUCCACAUUUCAGCUCAAAACAGCAAAAAAGAAUGAAGAUAAAGACAAACCUGACUCAGCAAAAUGAAGAGUGUCAGGAAAGGGUGAACGAAAUGAAUCAACUCAAUUCAAACCUGACUCAGCAAAAUAAAGAGUGUCAGGAAAGUGUGAACGAAACGAAUCAACUCAAUUCAAACCUGAAAGAAACAAAUGGAAAGCUUCGAUCGAUUCUUCGCUCUAUUAAGUCAAACAAGAUAAACUGUAACAUGACCACACUGACAUGUUCACGUUGUAUGAAAGGCUGGACGGAGCACGACUCACGAUGCUUCUUCUUAUCAGGUGACACUAAGAAAUGGUUAGAUGCGCGCUCGUACUGUAUUAAUAAGGGUGGUGACCUGGCUGUGGUUUUAAAUGAGGAAGACCAAAUGUUUCUUACCAAACUUAUUGUGAAAAAUUAUAAAUCUAAAGAGAAAUUUAACGGAUCAUGGAUUGGGUUGCACGACAUGCAACGAGAGAGGACCUUCAGGUGGAUCAACGGCAACAAUCUUGCCAAAUACAUAAACGAAACUGGAGAAGAAACAGACUACUGGGUCAAUGGUCAACCAGACAACAACACACCUGGUUGGUCCCCGGAGGGAUCGGACUGCGUUGUUCUUGUGUUUGAGUUAAAUGAAAGCACAGACAGGCCCAUUAAAAACUGGGAUGACAUUGCCUGCCGUGGUCAGAGAAACUACAUGUGUGAGAGCAAAGCUUUUAUAGUGGAGUGAGUACUGGGUUAGCUGAACCCUGACCCGCAGACGGUUGGAUUACACCGCCCACACUUCCACCACCAACAACUCCAUCUCAAGACAAUAAGGACUCUGAAAACCA
Solea solea (common sole) is the source of this 1024-nucleotide messenger RNA. Its product is annotated as low affinity immunoglobulin epsilon Fc receptor-like. The record is from RefSeq and is a predicted model, not a curated record. Lineage: Eukaryota; Metazoa; Chordata; Actinopteri; Pleuronectiformes; Soleidae. The coding region runs from base 1 to 921 and encodes 306 amino acids. The transcript has 2 exons.